AUGAUGUCUCAAGCGAGUCUUGCACGCUUCAGAGGGCCAGUUGUGCAAGGAAACCUCACUACAUCAUCUUCAACCUCCCCAGCAAAUAAAAUUGUGUACGUUACAGCGAUCUCGAAUCUUCUCGAUAUUUCCCAAGCAGGCGCCUCUGAUGCUCUUAUGAUAUAUCAAACCCAACCUCUUGAUCUGCAUGACUCCAUUGUGCCUACCAAGAUCCGCGCUCCUGUUCCGGAAAUCACGGUGACAUCAUUGGAUAUCUUUACUGCACCAGCGAACGCUGACAUCUCGAUAAAAGCAAACGCCAAACCCACCAAAUCAGAUUCCGGCCCAACACGGGGCUCUUCCGUUCUCACGCCAAUUCCAUCCCCUUCAACUCUUUCGCCAGCAGCCAUCACAGGCAUCAUUCUCAGUACGGUUGCCUUAGCAAUCGCUCUUACCGCGCUUGCUAUCUUCCUCUAUCUUCGCCGUAAGUCAAAGAAGACCGAAGCCGAUAUGGAAGCACCAAAGCCGGAAGAGACACUCGCGGAGAAGGUGGCGCGAGGGCGGGAAUACCAACGCAAGCGGUGGUCUGCGCGUGAGACUGCCAUGAAUCAAGAGCGUUUCAACAGAUUGAAGGCAAAGCUUGCUGCAAGGGAGAAUGUCGUGGCUGAAGUCGAUGAGACGUUCGUCAUUGGCGAUGGUGAGGAGGACAGAGAUGCUGUGAAGAAGGAAGCGCCGAUUGUGGCGCGACCUGGAGCGGCUCGUCGACCCUCUGGAUUGGCGAUGCAUCCUCCGAUCCCAUCAGACGCCGUGAACAUGGAAGAUUCUGAUCCGAAGGUUGGACGCGCUAUUUAA
Molecule: messenger RNA, 831 nt
Organism: Ascochyta rabiei
Lineage: Eukaryota; Fungi; Ascomycota; Dothideomycetes; Pleosporales; Didymellaceae
Exons: 1
Coding region: 1-831 (276 amino acids)
Source: RefSeq, a predicted model, not a curated record